This is a messenger RNA of Populus euphratica (Euphrates poplar), 1493 nucleotides long. RefSeq lists its product as uncharacterized. Lineage: Eukaryota; Viridiplantae; Streptophyta; Magnoliopsida; Malpighiales; Salicaceae. The transcript has 2 exons. Gene Ontology annotation, molecular function: protein binding. Bases 281 to 853 code for a protein of 190 amino acids. The record is from RefSeq and is a predicted model, not a curated record.
UGAAGCAAUUGAAGGACCCUCUUUAGUAGACACGCCUCUCCUGCAUGAAUCCUGUUCUUGCAAACCCAAAGGAGAGAAGAGUGGGGAUGUUCUCUGCCUGCACCAUCAGUUUCUUUGCAAAGUUUCCUCCAUCGGCUCUCGUCUUGCCACUCAUCUCACUCUUUAUCUCUUCCCUCAACUUCGAGAAUUGAUUUAAAAGAUGCAGAGCCAAGUUACAGGGCCGAAGUAGAAGGGAAGUACUGAAAAGGGAGCCAAAAAUUUCGGUGGAUAUAUACGUAAAAUGGAACUCACAGAACUGUCGUUAGCUCCAGCACAGUUUGUUCUCGAAAAAAGUAGGAAUAGCUCGUCGUCAUCAGAAUCUGAAAACACCUCUUCCAGGAAGAGGAAGUUCUUCUCUGAUCAGUAUCAGCUGCUAAAAAAUGGACCACCAAUCCAAGCAAGUGUCGACCUUCAUGUUAAAGACCCGCUACCGUUGGAUUGGGAGCAAUGCCUUGAUCUUGAAUCAGGGAGAAUGUAUUAUCUGAACAGAAAAACACUGAGAAAGAGUUGGAACUGGCCCAAGAACCAAAAGCUAGACCUUGAGCUCAAUAUGUCAUCGACAAUUCCAAACUGUCCUGAUGAAUGCAGCAGCUCCAAUAGUUCACUUGAAGAUUCUAAUAACAAGAACCAUGCCUCAAGCAACAGCAACAUGGUAGCUUUGGCAUGCUUGAAUUGCCAUCUUCUUGUCAUAUUCUCCAAAUCCUCUCCUUCUUGCCCCAACUGCAAGUAUGUACACUCUUUUCCAACCCUUCAAUCCCCACAGCCAAAAGUCUCUCCCACCAGGUCCUUGAGUACUUUAAGCCUCUUGAACUAAUGGCCUCAACACGAGAUCGAUACAAAUUAUGUAGUACUAGUGGCAGACGUCAUAAAAUGACUCUGUGAUCUAUGAAGCUAUAUAUGUGUUCAGAUGUUGUACGUUUUCAUGAAAGAAAAGAAAAAUUAGGUAAAUAGAAUCUAGCUAUGAAAGCUUGAUUUUCCUGUAACUCUUUCCUGCAUAGUAUCCUUUUAACUCUUCUCCGCGCUUGCCAGGACAUUUUGCUACUUCGGCCCUUGCCAUGUCCAUCAGGCAUCAACAGCACAGUUGUUAACUAAUUAUGACGAAUUAAGAUCAUAUCUACAAAUUCUGGAAUUGGGGUCACCUUUCCAAGGAAAAAUCAAUAUUGACAAGCUGACAGUACUUUCCAUGGAAAAAUCAGUGGAGCUGAUUCAGUUUUAAAAGCUCAUUUCUUGCUAGUUGUAGGGUGUUAUUGACAUUUGAAGUAAGCUAGGUUAAUCCCCUGAAGUGUCUCCUGCAGAAAAUAUCUAGGGAUUUGCGUGGCUUCUGGGCUCCAUGCUUGCCGCUAUUUAAUCCUGUGCUGCCAACUAGUAUUGGAUUUUAAUGGUUCUUGAUGUCACAUUUUAAUUACUUCAACGAUUUAAUUUAUCGGAAGAGAAACAAAAAAAUUCAAUGCUUA